Molecule: messenger RNA, 2679 nt
Organism: Pelobates fuscus (common spadefoot toad)
Lineage: Eukaryota; Metazoa; Chordata; Amphibia; Anura; Pelobatidae
Gene: GNE
Product: glucosamine (UDP-N-acetyl)-2-epimerase/N-acetylmannosamine kinase
Exons: 12
Coding region: 182-2443 (753 amino acids)
Biological process (GO): UDP-N-acetylglucosamine metabolic process
Molecular function (GO): UDP-N-acetylglucosamine 2-epimerase activity; N-acylmannosamine kinase activity; hydrolase activity, hydrolyzing O-glycosyl compounds
Source: RefSeq, a predicted model, not a curated record
GUUGAAUUUGCAUGGGGAGGGUGGAGCUUUUGGGUUAAGAAUGGAGUGCAGUUGUCAAUCAAACAAUUAAAAAAAACUCUACAUUUCCAUCAUCUAGCCCUCCUGGCAGGAUUCGAAGUGGAAUCUUAGAAGAACCAAGAAGCGGAUCACACAGAGACUAUCACCCAGGCAGCUGAUCAGCAUGAGCAGUAAUCUGCAUCCACGUCCUGGAGAUAACACUGUUAAGGGUCCCCAUGCACUUUAUUUUGAAACUUUAUCAAGGCAAAAAGUUAACAUGGAGAAAAAUGAAAACCAAAGGAAACUCAGAGUGUGUGUUGCUACUUGCAACAGGGCCGAUUACUCCAAGUUGGCACCUAUUAUGUUUGGAAUCAAGGCGGAACCUGAAAAUUUUGAACUCAGUGUGGUGGUUAUUGGGUCUCAUCUCAUUGAUGAUUACGGAAAUACAUAUCGUAUGAUUGAGCAAGAUGAUUUUGAUAUCCAAGCAAGGCUUCACACUAUCGUAAGGGGUGAAGAUGAAGCUGCCAUGGUAGAGUCGGUUGGCUUAGCUCUGGUGAAGCUUCCAGAUGUUUUAAACAGAUUAAAACCAGACAUAAUUAUUGUUCAUGGAGAUCGAUUUGAUGCAUUGGCCUUGGCCACCACUGCUGCUUUGAUGAACAUAAGGAUUCUUCACAUAGAAGGUGGUGAAGUCAGUGGAACCAUCGAUGAUUCUAUCAGACAUUCGAUCACUAAACUGUCUCAUUACCAUGUAUGCUGUACCAGGAGUGCAGAACAGCAUCUCAUAUCCAUGUGUGAGGACCAUGACCGCAUCCUACUUGCAGGAUGCCCUUCUUAUGACAAGCUUCUCAAUGUGAAAAACAAGGACUACAAUGGUGUUAUCAAGACAUGGUUGGGUGAUGAUGUGAAGUCUGGAGAAUACAUUGUGUCUUUGCAACACCCAGUUACCACUGAUAUUAAACAUUCAGUCAAAAUGUUUGAGUUCACCCUUGAUGCUCUUCUGUCUUUUAACAAGAAAACUUUGAUCCUUUUUCCAAAUAUUGAUGCAGGUAGUAAAGAAAUGGUGAGAGUGAUGAGAAAGAAGGGCAUUGAGCAUCAUCCAAAUUUUAUACCUGUGAAGCAUAUUCCAUUUGAACAAUUCAUACAGUUAGUUGCCCAUGCAGGAUGCAUGAUUGGCAACAGCAGCUGUGGUGUCCGGGAAGCUGGGGCUUUUGGAACUCCGGUGAUUAAUUUGGGAACACGUCAGACUGGACGAGAGACAGGUGAAAAUGUUCUUCAUGUGCGGGAUGCAGAUACUGAGAAUAAAAUAAUUCAUGCACUUCAGCUGCAAUUUGGAAAACGCUAUCCUUGCUCAAAGAUCUAUGGAGAUGGCAAUGCUGUUCCAAGGAUUGUGAAGUUCUUGAAAUCAAUUAAUUUGGUGGAACCACUGCAAAAGAAGUUCUGCUUUCCCCCUGUAAAAGAUAACAUCUCUCAGGACAUUGAUCACAUCUUGGAAACUCUGAGUGCAUUAGCUGUAGACCUUGGAGGCACGAAUCUUAGGAUUGGCAUUGUCAGCAUGAAGGGUGAAAUAGUUAAGAAAUAUCAACAACCCAAUCCAAAAACCUACGAAGAUAGGAUUGAGUUAAUCCUAAAGAUGUGUGUGGAAGCUGCAUCGGAAGCUGUAAAACUGAAUUGCAGGAUUCUUGGUGUAGGAAUAUCUACAGGUGGACGUGUAAACCCUCAUGAGGGAGUAGUGCUGCAUUCCACAAAACUAAUUCAAGAGUGGAGCUCUGUUGAUCUUAGAACGCCCCUGUCAGACACAUUACAUCUGCCAGUGUGGGUGGAUAAUGAUGGAAACUGUGCUGCGUUGGCAGAGCGGAAGUUUGGUCAAGGCAAAGGAGUGGGAGAUUUUGUCACAGUUAUUACUGGCACAGGAAUCGGAGGAGGAGUUAUCCAUCAUCAUGAACUUGUCCACGGCAGCUCAUAUUGUGCUGGUGAACUUGGGCACAUUAUGGUGUCUUUUGAUGGACCAGAGUGCAUGUGUGGCAGCCAUGGAUGCAUUGAGGCAUAUGCCUCUGGAAUAGCCCUGCAGAGAGAAGCAAAAAACCUGCAUGAUGAGGACCUGCUGUUGGUGGAGGGCAUGUCCUUGAAAAAUGACGAACCUGUUACCGCAGUCCACCUUAUACAAGCAGCAAAAUUUGGCAAUACCAAAGCCAGCAGUAUUCUCAAAACCGCUGGAACGGCUCUUGGCAUGGGCAUUGUCAACAUCCUGCACACUAUAAACCCAUCCUUAGUGAUCCUUUCUGGUGUCCUUGCAAACCAGUAUGUCAGUACGGUGAAAGACGUUAUAAGACAGCGCGGCUUGGCUUCUGUCCAGGAUGUGGACGUUGUGGUUUCAAACUUGUCAGAUCCUGCUCUUCUGGGUGCAGCAAGCAUGGUGCUCGAUUACACUACGCGGAGAACAUACUAAGGACAUUCAAGAGUUUCUUUUUGACAGAAACCACCUUAUAAUAUUGUACCACCACCACUUGGCCAAACUCCUUAUUCAUUUUAUUUAUUUUAUACUUAAUUCAGGACACAAGCUGGUCUGAUUUUCCUGGAUUAUUGUUUACCGAACAGCUGAAUUUUAAUACUGUUAAUCCUUUGAAUGCAAUGGCGCUCAAAGAGUUGAUUUAAUUUGCGGAACAACACAGAUUGUUGAGACAU